Messenger RNA from Penicillium salamii, 4674 nucleotides. The record is from the annotation of a GenBank genome assembly. Lineage: Eukaryota; Fungi; Ascomycota; Eurotiomycetes; Eurotiales; Aspergillaceae.
AUGGCCUCCAUCGCACCUCCCCCGGCCCCUACACUGGCAGACCUACCCCUCGAACAUCUCAGCCUCUACCAUGUCGUCGACUCGUGCCUAUCAUCGAUUCUCGUCUUUUAUGGAGCUGUCUCCACCGCCAAUGCCACCGUCAGUAGCUCUCGCAUUCAAGCCCAUAUAUUCACACCGGCCGGCUUCCAAAGCUACCCCCGAAUCACAGUCUCUCCUGCUGCACCGGUGUAUGCAGCCGUCAAACAUCUGCCCCGCGACAAGCAAGGUGACGAAGUGUCCCGCGGACUUGCCGUUAGCAUGUUGAGAUACUUUGCCGAGCUCUCUGAGCCAGUCAAGCAGCGUUUGACUGGUCUUGCCCGGAUUGGGCGACCAGGGGGGAAAAUACCGAAGAUGUUCGAUGAGAUGCAUGCAGCAGAUGUGGCCAACCGAAUGGUUAAGGUGGAGGACUCAUUGGAAAUAAUCCACGACAUUCGGACUGCAUAUCAAGAGCGCCGAGUACCAUGGAUUGACAUCGAUGUGGUUCUCCCUGCGGGUACCAUACAAGCGCCCAAUAGACGUGGCAGUGGAGGUUCGGAUCUUGACACCCAAACCCCCCAGUAUGGACCGUAUACACCGCUCAUAGAAGCACUGGGUGAUCCUAUGUUCUUGCCAACGUCCCGAUUGAAACGCGCGCCAUCUCAACCGACCAAUGUCAGCAAAUCGCGAUUAUUUGCAAGAAAUCAAAAAGAAGCCUUGCGCCUGACCAUGUGUGAGCUUGUGGACACGGAGGAGAGAUACGUUGCAAAGUUGUAUUCCCUUGUCCACGAAGUAGCCGAUGACUUCCUGGAGAAAGCCCAUGAGCGAGGACCUUCAAGCGAUAGUCCCGAUCAAGCGGCUUUGGCAGCACUGUUCCCACCAUGCUUGCGUGAAAUUUUGGAGGUCAACCUCGGCUUUUUGGAUGUCAUUCGACAAGUGCUUGACGAAACAGAGAAAGACGCCAUUACAGAUAUCGGGCAGGAUACUGAACUUCCUUCGCGGGGUUUGCCCAGGGACAGAAAGGAUGCACUUGGAGCUGUGGAAUUCGCGAAAGCUCUCUUUGAAUGGUUGCCCCGAUUUUCACAGCCAUAUGGGGAUUAUAUGCGAGCGCACACAGGCUUCACUCAGACGCUGAAUCUGUUCAUGCGAGACAAAAAUUCCAGCUUUUCGCAACGGGUCUACGAGACUGGAGAGCAAAGAUUGCGGUCUUUGCUCAUGGAGCCCGUUCAGCGACUUCCUCGGUAUAGUUUAUUGAUUGACACUAUGACCAGCAAUCUACCUUUGGUUCACCCUGCUGUGCGAACUCUGUUGAAAGCACGGGAUGUUGUAAAGGACAUCUGCGCGCUCGAAAAUGACUCGCCAUCAAGCCAUGCUCAAAGUCUGGACCGACUGAGGGAGCUUGCCAAUGGAUGGCCAGCCAGCAGGACGUUCCCUGAGGGUCGGCUGAUUACUGCGGUUGACUUUAAUGAGGUUGCUCCUCCUUUCCAGCUGGAGAUUUCAUCUGGACACAGUGCAGGAAUCAUGCUUCUCUACAAAAAUUGCAUGGUUCUGUUGGCAAAGUCCACCGAAAGUCGAGCCACGGCACGUGGUGUACUGGCAGAUAUCGACAACGCAGCCUCCUCAACAUCAGACAUGUCCUUGUCUCUCCAACCGUCAGAUCUUCAAGUUGUGCAAGUACUGGACUUUCAUAAUGUUCGCUGUAUGCAGUCCCAAUGCGGGCGAAUUAUGUUCGUUCUGCCUGUAUCAUCCAAGCCAGGAACAUCUGAGUCAAGUGCCGGGGCAGAUUUGCUUGCGUUGGAAUUGGCUACAACAUACGAAGGGAAAGCCAGCAGGCUGAUCGAAGAAAUAUCCAAGGCCAAGAUUGAAGGUCGAUUCACCGAGAGCGAAAGGGAAGGAGGGAAAUGGACACUCCGAAGCCCUCCCACCGCCGCCAGUAAUGUGGGAAUCCUGGCUUGCGUUUGCGAAGACGGCCAAACGGCCGCAUUGAAUCCUACCCACCAAUCUCCGAUUCGAGUCAUUUUCGAUGCCUCAAAAGCGACUUGUAGCCAGCUAUUAAAGGGCUCGAAAUUGGAAGUCAUAAUAUCGAUAUCCCCGCCCAACGGAGACCAUCAGUACAGGUUGGACAUUGACUCUGCGGUUGGCUCUGGAUCGGCAGAUUUGAUCACGGCGGAGACUUUUAUUCCCACCCUUGCAAGGCGCCUUCAAUACUUGUUAUCGCCUCUGCGUAGCACUCGAAACCCGGUCCUCACAGAUCCAUUGGUUCGUUCCAAUUUCGAAAUUCUCCGCUACGUAGCCAGCAGCUUGACUGCGCAAGUGAAAUCUUCACGGGGAUUCCGUCCACCUUCGCCCACCAAGCUUAUUUCGAACCUUUUGGGAGGAAGUCGGGACAACAUCUCUUCUUCAAAAGGCCCAGGAUCAGCUACUCUGACAGGUGACUUUCCAAAAAUGCUCCCACCCAGAGGCACUUUGUCAAGGUCAAAUACUUUACCUUCAACUUUCCCAGGAAAAGAAAAAGACAAAGAUAAGGAACGGGAAAGGGAAAAAGAGAAAGAAGAAAACAGCAGUAAGAUAUCAGUCGUCGGAGCAUCAACCUCCAAGGGAUUGGACACCCAGUUUGGAUUACUGGAGCAGACAUUCGCAGCUUUUGUGCUUUCUCUGCAGUCUCGAAGUGGCAAUAUCCUCGGCCGUAUGCUUCGUGUCAGAGACCAUGUCGACCGAGCCCCAGUCAACGAGCUCUACAAUAUUCUGUUGGAGGACCCAAGCAAGAUCCAAGCUGCUGCAGAAGUGCCGGUUGAUACGCUCUUCGUUGCAUUUGAAACCUUUUUGGCGAACGCUUGGAGCCAGGCCAUGGGCCCUAUCUUAAGCUCAUCUUCACUGAAGUGGGUUCAGAGCCAGUUCGAUACUAUGAUACCGCGCGAUUUCGACGAUCAGUUCCGAAAGUUCCUAGCAGAUAUGACCCCACAGAAUAGACGUGCUCUUGGCGCGAUCAUUCGGUUACUCGCAGAGCUGCUUGAUGCAUCGGGGAAUGACGGUGAUCGGGGUGCUCUGACCAUGGCGUUCGCUGAGGUGCUCACCGAAGAUGGUGACCCUAGUCACCAUGUCUCCUUGUUAGACCGCCUGGUUGAAGACUUUGAUAAUCUCUUUGAAGACUUCAUCCCUGGUGGUACCUCAGUGGAGGGAACACUAACAUGUGGUCAAUCCAAAAUCCACAACACGGGGUCAGUAGGCUCUAACUCAUCGUCUUUCCGGAAGCGCUUUGGCUUUGGGUCGCACAAGGAAAGCUCGAAAAACGAAGGCGAAGGAAAGGUAGCAUCUAUCCUAAGAACAUUGAGCAAGAAGCAAAGCCCGGCAGGAUCAGAGCCCAACACGCCCAAGGGUACCCUAACUCGCUCCAAGUCAACUGAUGUGGAUGCUCGCCUCGGGUUCCUUCGUCCCACUUCCAGCGAUCGUACAUACGGUUUUGCGUCAGAGGAAACAAUCUCGAGGCCAGGUACAGGCCACGAACAGCCUCCUUCAUUGUCAUCUUUCCGAGGUUUCUCUGAGGAUCGCGUACCUAGGACUCGCAGGAAGCGAAGGAGUUCAUUGUCAGACCUACGUCCUCCCACGGCAUCCUCAGAUGCCUCAAGCAUUUCCCCAACCCAACAACUACGCCCGACAACCCCGUCAAGCCACACACGCGGUGAGGUGGUAACACCCACCAAACAAUCCAGGCCUCAAAGCAGUUACAUUCCCAUCACGCCUAUGCGCGGCCAGUCCCCAAUGCGCUCCCAAUCACCAGCAAAAUCGAGCUCCCCCUCAAGACUGGGGUCACCAAUCCGUCGGUUAUCGCCACCCCGCCCGUCUACGCCAAGCAAAAAGGAAAACAUUGACCCUAGAACGCCAUAUACGGAGCGGGCAACCAAGUCAAGGAGGGAUAUCUCUGAAUCGCCGGGCGAAGAAGCAAAGAGAGGACCUCGUGCAUCCAGUAUUCCCCAGCGAACCCCAGGUCUACGAGAGCGGCCAAGCAGUAAUGUAUCCGAGAACAAGAGGCCACAAUCUUCAUCCUCUUCGCAGAAGCCGCAGAGAGCACGGAUGCAAAGUCCACAGAAGCUACGCGAGCGUGUUCAAUCGGAAAAGAAAACUCAGUACUCUAAUCAACUAGGCUUGAGAGAUGAGAUUGCUGCAAUCAGCGACGAACUGCGGUCUUUCAAGCUAACACCCCCAAGAGAACUCAGCCCAAUGGAUUUGAGCUUCAGCUUUGAUCGCGAAGACAGGCACACAUCUUCCGCUACUACUGCGUCGCUCGAAGCUCGCAUGCGCAACCUUGAAGCAAGAUUUGACACGCUGACCGCAGAAUGUAAUGGCCGCACAUCGGCCAUUGAAAAGGACUUGGAAUCCUCCUUGGUCCUCAGUGAGAGGCGCGUGAGGAAGUUAGACGAGCUUUAUCGCGAGGCAAGUGCCGAAAACGAGGCUCUUUAUGAUCGAUUCAACACCGAGCUCAGCAAGAUUGCCAAGGAUGUCAGAUCAGGACAUGCUGAAGACGCUUUGAAGUCCCAACUGGCGAGUGCUUUGGACGAGAUUGGUCGUGUCAAGAAAGAGAACUUCCGCUUGAAGCGCGAAGUCGGAGGCCUUCGAGCCCAAUCGGCCGCCCACGCGCUGCUCAAGGCGAGCGAGCAAUAA